UGCGAGUUCAUUGAAAAAGCUUCAGAGAUCCGUCGCGGGACGCGGUUUCUACAGCUGCUAACAACCGCCGACAUGCCGAACUGGGGAGGUGGCAACAAGUGCGGGGCGUGCCAGGGGACGGUGUACCAUGCCGAGGAGGUCCAGUGUGAUGGGAAGAGCUUCCACAAGUGCUGCUUUCUCUGCAUGGUCUGUAGGAAGGGACUGGACAGCACCACUUUGGCCAUCCAUGACAAAGAGAUCUACUGCAAGUCCUGCUACGGGAAGAAGUACGGUCCCAAGGGCUACGGUUACGGUCAGGGCGCAGGGACCUUGAACAUGGACCGGGGAGAGAGGCUUGGGAUCAAACCGGAAGAGACUCAGGGCCAUCGGCCCACCACCAACCCCAACCCUUCCAGGUUCGCCCAGAAGUUCGGCGGGUCGGAGAAGUGCGCUCGCUGCGGGGAGUCGGUGUAUGCUGCUGAGAAGGUCAUGGGGGCGGGCAAGCCCUGGCAUAAGAACUGCUUCCGGUGCGCCAAGUGUGGGAAGAGUUUGGAGUCCACCACCCAGACAGAGAAGGACGGAGAGAUCUACUGUAAAGCUUGUUAUGCUAAGAACUUUGGCCCCAAAGGAUUUGGCUACGGUCAAGGGGCGGGUGCCCUCGUCCACGCACAGUGAUGAAUCAUAUCUCCAACGCCCAUCAGGAACAUUGUCGCUUUGUAAAUUUCUUUCAGACUGUAGACACCAGUUUUUCUUAACCUAACAGACUUGCUUUAUUCCACUAGAAUUGGAUGGGAUGGGAUUUACUGUACAAAAAUUAGGUUGGCCUUUUGUCUUUUUGUUGUGCAAUUAAUAAAGAUUUUCCAGAACACA
Messenger RNA from Megalops cyprinoides (Indo-Pacific tarpon), 849 nucleotides. Its product is annotated as cysteine and glycine-rich protein 2-like. Bases 73 to 654 code for a protein of 193 amino acids. Gene Ontology annotation, biological process: sarcomere organization; muscle tissue development. The record is from RefSeq and is a predicted model, not a curated record. Lineage: Eukaryota; Metazoa; Chordata; Actinopteri; Elopiformes; Megalopidae. Gene Ontology annotation, cellular component: Z disc; cytoplasm; nucleus. The transcript is spliced from 6 exons. Gene Ontology annotation, molecular function: structural constituent of muscle; actinin binding.